Aspergillus piperis CBS 112811 is the source of this 582-nucleotide messenger RNA. Its product is annotated as 60S ribosomal protein eL20. Gene Ontology annotation, molecular function: structural constituent of ribosome. NCBI's taxonomy places the organism in Eukaryota, Fungi, Ascomycota, Eurotiomycetes, Eurotiales, Aspergillaceae. Bases 1 to 582 code for a protein of 193 amino acids. Gene Ontology annotation, cellular component: cytosolic large ribosomal subunit; ribosome. The transcript is spliced from 6 exons. The record is from RefSeq and is a predicted model, not a curated record. Gene Ontology annotation, biological process: translation.
AUGCAGUCACGGCGAUCGUCCAUGAAGCCAGCCGCGGACGCGAUCGGGCGAAGCGUCAACAAUCAAAGGCGUCUCACCGAGUACCAGGUCAUUGGGCGUCACCUGCCCACCGAGGCUAACCCCACGCCCAAGCUGUACCGCAUGCGCAUCUUUGCGCCCAACACUGUUGUCGCUAAGUCCCGGUUCUGGUACUUCCUGACCCAGCUCCGCAAGGUCAAGAAGGCCAACGGUGAGAUCGUCAGCAUCAAUGUGAUCAGCGAGAAGCGCCCUACCAAGGUCAAGAACUUCGGUAUCUGGCUCCGCUACGACUCCCGCUCCGGCACCCACAACAUGUACAAGGAGUUCCGUGAGAUGAGCCGCACCGAGGCUGUUGAGGCUCUCUACCAGGACAUGGCUGCCCGUCACCGUGCCCGCUUCGGCUCCAUCCACAUCCUUAAGGUUGUUGAGAUCGAGAACGCCGACAGCAUCCGCCGCCCCUACAUCAAGCAGCUCCUCUCCAAGAACCUCAAGUUCCCCCUGCCCCACCGUGCUGCCAACAGCAAGAAGGUGUUCGCUUACUCUCGUCCCUCUACUUUCGCGUAA